Molecule: messenger RNA, 2008 nt
Organism: Blepharisma stoltei
Lineage: Eukaryota; Ciliophora; Heterotrichea; Heterotrichida; Blepharismidae
Source: the annotation of a GenBank genome assembly
AUGAGUGCACGAGAAAUUCGUCCAUCUCUUUCAUCAAGCUCCAAACAAACAGAGCGAGAGUCUCUUCUAGUCAAAUAUCUUUCUCAUUUCCAAUCAUUAGGCUUAAAUCGUGCUUCAAGGCUAACAGUGUCAGACCUUCAAUCUCUGCUACCUAAAUUUAUUGAUGAAGAAUUAUCGGAAAACUUGGUAAACGAUUUUAGUAAAGAUUACGGAAACGCUGAAUUUACAUUACUCCCCCAUCCUUGAUCGAAUGGCUCACCAUCGUUCGAUCAAGGAUGGGGGUUUAAAAAAAAAUUUUUAUAUAAAAUAAAAAAUAUAUAUUUUUUUUUUAUAUACUACUUUAAAAUAAGAGGGUUAAGAGUAUUUAAUAAUUAUUCUUACAGCAAAAAAUUGAAUUAAUUUCAUAAAAAUACCAAUUUUUAAUAAUUUGAUUUUUUGUAUAAAUUUUAAUUUGUUCCUUAUUGAAUUAAAAAUUUAAGUGUUAAAAAAUCUCUAUUUUUUAGAUUAUUGAGUUUUUAAGCCCAGGUUGAUGACUAAAGCACUUCGGAUGGUUGAUUCCGUAGCUUUCUGUCAUCUUAAAGUCCUGAAAACAGCUUCAUUAGGCACAUCUUCCCAAGCUUUUGAUAAUUAAUAUAUAUUUUUAUAUAUAUAAAAUUUGCAUGAUAUGAAAAUCGUUCGAUCAAGGGGUUAUUUUUCCGAAUUUUUAGGAAUUUUUACAGUGAAUCGUUCGAUCAAGGAUGGGGGGGAGUUAGAGAAAUUCCUAAUUUUUUAUAUAGAUUCCCAAUUUAACAUAGAAAGUCAUUUAGAAACUUUGCAAUCUCAAAUGAAAUCAGCUUAUUUAAAACUUGAAGAAACUCGCAAGAAAAUAGUCACAUCCAAAGCUACAGAAACAUAUAACUCCCAAGGACUAAUGAACGGAAGCGUGCUAACAGUCUAUGUUUUCCAAGGCACAAAUUUAACAAAAAGACCAAAUACAAAUUUAUAUAUAAAGCUUCAGUGUGAAAGCCAAGAAAUUAAAACUCAAGAAAAUCCUAGCUGAUUUUGGAAUGAAGCAUUUACAUUUUCUAUCACAAAAGGAACUGGGACACUAGAUCUAGAAAUUUAUGAGAAAAAUAGCUUUAUUAGUCAAGUAAAAAUUCCUUUAUCAGCACUUAGAGAUCAGAUGAAAGCUGAACAAGAAUUAGAGCUCACCAAUAAAAAUGGAGAAUGGAAUGGAGGAAAAAUAAAAUUAAGGCUGCAAUGGAUAUGAAGCACAGCAAAAUAUAUGGAAGAUGUGGCUAGGCAGCUAGAAGAAAAUGUUGAACUUGAUAGACAAGAAUUUGAAAUUUUAAAAUUAAAUUUAGAUAAGAUGAAGAGCCCUUUUGCUGAGUCAGCUAGAAUAGCAAUGGGGAGGGAUAAUGAAUUUUAUGGGAGAAAUUUAGGACAACCUGUGUCGUGGGAUAUCCCAACAAAAUUGUCAAUUUAUUGAAUAAUGUUUAUGAGUGUGCUUAUUAUGUUUAUUAGAUCGGAUUUUUUAAAUUUGAUGGUAGGAAUUACGGCUUUAUUAUAUUUUUUGACGGAAGCAUGGACUGAUAAAACCUAUAAAAAUAUAGUAUAGCCAGGAGCGAUUUUGAUCGCCCUAGGCUGAAGAAGUCUCAGAAACUUGCCGAGUUGGUCUUUCAACUUAAGUUGACAAGCCAGCUCGGGGAAUUGGCAAAUGCCUCCUAUAAGACGUAUUUGUCAACUCCCUGAUUUGGUUUGUCAACUUGAAUUAAAAAACAAUUCGGGGAGUUUCUGAGCCUUCCCUAAGCCUAAGGCGAUCAAAAAUUGCUCCUGAGCUAUAUACGCAAUAUUAUUUUCUGAAAUUUAUGAUAUCUUAUGGAUGUUUUUAUUUUUCUCACACUGAAUGGAUGAGAGCUUAGAAGGGCCAAUAAAAAGGCUAGGUGCGGGCCUCACUUUAAUCAACUUUUUUGUAAAAAUAGCUGCUUCUGCAGUAUUUUGGAAAAACUCAAUAGAACUGUCAGGAUAA